Messenger RNA from Scatophagus argus, 2476 nucleotides. It is a transcript of the gene dus3l, whose product is annotated as dihydrouridine synthase 3-like (S. cerevisiae). Lineage: Eukaryota; Metazoa; Chordata; Actinopteri; Scatophagidae. The coding region runs from base 329 to 2254 and encodes 641 amino acids. Gene Ontology annotation, molecular function: tRNA dihydrouridine synthase activity; flavin adenine dinucleotide binding; metal ion binding. The record is from RefSeq and is a predicted model, not a curated record. The transcript is spliced from 16 exons. Gene Ontology annotation, biological process: tRNA processing.
CAAAGAUCUUCCGUCAGUAUACACUACGGACCUUUCCAAAGUGUCGUUCAAUCGCUUCCUCACGCUGUUGGCCCGCAGUUGUGGAAGAGUGUGAGAGUAUAUGAUCGAAAUUAACUCUAACGUUGUCAGUUUAGCUUUACUCCCGACGAGACUUUUAGUCUCUUUAAAUGUAUUUGCUAACCGGUAACUGAUUGUGUAAAUAGUCGUUACGUUAGCCGUUAGCUUGUUAGCAGGUUUAAGUAUAUUCUCUUUCAGCAAGCAGUAACUGUUUACUUUGACAACUCUACUAAUAACAGGAAAAGGACUGGGGAAAGUCUGCAGAGGUGCGAUGGAAAAAGCGGCGGAAGAAAUUGUUGAAGAGAGGACAUACGUUUAUAUAAAGGGUGAAGCUGCCAUCAAACCACAAUUCUUAACAACAAAAGAAAAAUUUCAUGGGUUCGUAGACUCUGAGUGGCAGAGAUUGAAGGGAGAAAAGGAAGGGGAAAAUGACGAAGUUGAGGAGACCAAGGAGACGUCUGCUGAGGAACCUGAUGCUAAAAAGCUCAAACUGGAGCCUGAAGAAAGAAGUAAAGUGGGAAAACCAGAUGGUAAACGACUUCGGGGACAGAAUAAGUCAAGACCACACACAAAACCUACCACCUAUGAUGAAAAACGACUGUGUCUCUCAAUCAUUCGGGGCAAUGCAGAAUGCUCCUUUGGAGACAAAUGCCACUUUUACCAUGACGUUGCUGAGUACAUGACCAUGAAGCCAGCUGACAUUGGGGAAAGCUGCUACCUCUAUGACACAUUUGGAAAGUGUACUUAUGGUCUCUCCUGCCGCUUUGCCAAGGCACACACCACACCUGAUUUCAAAACCAUGGAGAACCUAGAAUUAGUUAAGGCCUGCGAGGGCAGGAGCACAGUGAAGAACAGCCUGAGUAAAGACCUCCAGAAUCGCCUAAGGAAGCGUUCAGUCUCCUUCAAGAAGUCAACAGAGUACCUCAAAACACUUUCAAACACCGAAGUCAAGAGAGAUCAGCAAGGGAAUGGUGUUGCUUGUGCAGCUGAAGUAUGUGCAGAUCCAACAGGAGGAGAGCAGCAUGUGUCUUCUAUAGCAGAAGCACAGCCACAGGCCAGCCCAGAUAAAGAGCCUCCAGUGAAGACUGUUGGCCCACUGACUGAUGUAGAUGUUAUCAAGCUGCGCCCAUGUGAAAAGAAACAGGUGGACUUUCAAGACAAGCUCUAUCUUGCUCCUUUAACAACUUGUGGAAAUCUGCCUUUCCGUCGUGUGUGCAAGCGCUUUGGAGCAGACAUCACCUGCGGGGAGAUGGCCAUGUGUACAAACCUGUUGCAAGGGCAGCAGUCAGAGUGGGCCCUCCUGAAGAGACAUGAAAGUGAAGAUGUCUUUGGCGUCCAGUUGGAGGGCUGCUUUCCUGACACCAUGACGAGGUGUGCAGAGCUCAUCAACAACUACAUCGAUGUUGACUUUGUGGACAUUAACUCUGGAUGCCCUAUUGACCUGGUCUACAAGAAGGGUGGAGGCUGUGGCUUGAUGACACGCACCAGAAAAUUUGAACAGAUUAUCAAAGGAAUGAACUAUGUCCUUGAUGUCCCUUUGACAGUCAAGAUCCGCACUGGUGUUCAGGAGAAGAGCAACAUAGCACACAAACUCAUCCCUGAGAUGAAGAAAUGGGGCGUCUCAAUGAUCACCUUGCAUGGCAGAUCGAGAGAGCAACGCUACACUAAAUUAGCUGACUGGGACUACAUCACCACCUGCUCCAAGCUGACCAAUCCUGUUCCACUUUUUGGUAAUGGAGACAUCCUGUCGUAUGAAGAUGCUAUGAAAGCCAGAGAAACUGGAGUGUCUGGUAUUAUGAUUGCACGAGGUGCCCUCAUUAAGCCCUGGAUCUUCACUGAAAUAAAGGAGAGCAGACACUGGGACAUUUCGUCCAAUGAGCGACUGGACGUUCUCAGGGAUUUCACCAACUUUGGUCUUGAGCACUGGGGAUCUGACACCCAAGGUGUGGAAAAAACCCGCAACUUCAUGCUGGAGUGGCUCUCCUUCAUGUGCAGGUAUAUUCCAGUGGGUCUGUUGGAGCGAGUGCCUCAGAAGAUCAACGAACGACCUCCGUACUACAUGGGCAGAAACUAUCUGGAGUCACUAAUGGCCAGUCAAAAUGUUGGGGACUGGGUCAGGAUUAGUGAAAUGCUACUUGGACCUGUACCGAAGAAUUUCAACUUUUUGCCCAAACAUAAAGCCAAUGCUUACAAGUGAUUUUUGUUUUUGACUACUGAAAGAACAUCCAGGCUUUUUGUUUUUAGCUGCUUGUUUUUUUAUUGGUUUAGAGAAUAAGAUUUACAGAGAGAAAAUCUAUUGUGUUUUAAAUGAUGAAAGACUGUUGAGUAUUCUGUUAAUUUUGAAUUAUGGUGCAUUAGUACAAUACAUGGUUGUCUGUGCAUUUGAAAUAUAUGCAAUAAAUUCUUUUGCCACACUAAA